AUGACUACUACUUUCGAGGCCUCCUUCUCCAUCACUCACAUCACCACUGCCUCAGCCAUACUGCACAUAGAUGGCGGUAAUUUCCUCACGGAUCCCGUCUUCUCCCCGGCUGGCACCGAGUGGGACAUGGGCCCGACGGUGCUCAAAAACACAAAAGGCCCAGCCCUUCAACUGGAAGACCUCCCUGUCAUUGACGCCGUACUUCUAAGUCACGAAGACCACCCCGAUAACUUGGACGAACUCGGCCGGCGUCUCCUCGAUGGCCGCAAAGUUCUCACGACACAAGACGGAGCACGGAAACUUGCACCCCGCCCUGGUGUACAGGCUCUCAAGCCAGGGGAAACCACGUUACUUCGUGUUGGAGGGCGGGAAUUUGAGUUUACUGGAGUACCGUGUCAGCAUCUUCCAGGCGGAGAAGUCACAGGCUUUGUGUUGAGGGCAGCAAAUUUCGGGGAAACAAAUGGCUUGCCCAACGUUAUCUACAUCUCUGGCGACACAGUCUACCUCGACGAGAUCCCGAAAUUGCUCGAGAAAUACCACGUCUCCGUUGCGAUUCUUAACGUGGGUGCAGUAGAGGUCGCGAUCACCGAUCAUCCUUUGCUGGUCACCAUGGACGGGAAACAGGCAGCGCGGCUGUUUCGCGAGAUCGGGGCGGAUGUUUUGGUGCCGAUGCAUUACGAAUCCUGGGCACACUUCGCGGAGAAUGGAGACCAGCUCAGGGCUGUUCUUGAAGAGGAGGGCGUUGCUGACAAGGUACGCUGGCUAAAGCCUGGAGUCGAGACAAAGAUAUUCUAA
Messenger RNA from Colletotrichum phormii, 795 nucleotides. Its product is annotated as beta-lactamase superfamily domain-containing protein. NCBI's taxonomy places the organism in Eukaryota, Fungi, Ascomycota, Sordariomycetes, Glomerellales, Glomerellaceae. The transcript has a single exon. The record is from RefSeq and is a predicted model, not a curated record. Bases 1 to 795 code for a protein of 264 amino acids.